Molecule: messenger RNA, 672 nt
Organism: Kuraishia capsulata CBS 1993
Lineage: Eukaryota; Fungi; Ascomycota; Pichiomycetes; Pichiales; Pichiaceae
Exons: 2
Coding region: 1-672 (223 amino acids)
Biological process (GO): pyridoxine biosynthetic process
Molecular function (GO): pyridoxamine phosphate oxidase activity; FMN binding
Source: RefSeq, a predicted model, not a curated record
AUGGCUGAAACGAAAAAACCAAUCAUAUUCGCACCGGAGACUUACCAAUACGAUAAAGACUCUCUAGACAUUGGUGAUGUCGACCAAAGCCCCAUAGAGCAAUUCCACAAAUGGUUUGACGAGGCUCAAAAGUCUGGCGAGCCGCUUCCAGAAUCAACCAAUUUCUCGACUGCUUCAUUGCCCAGCGGACGGGUGUCGUCCCGUGUGGUGCUGUUGAAGGAACUGGACGACACUGGGUUCGUUGUGUAUUCCAACUGGCGCGACUCUAAGAAGGGAAAGGAUGUUCAGAGUAACUCAUACGCAGCUUUGACAUUCUUCUGGAAGACUUUGCAACGGCAGGUGCGCGUGGAAGGACUUGUAGAGUUCGUUUCAAAGGAGACCAACCAGAGGUAUUUCGAUACCAGACCACGCGGAUCGAGAAUCGGAGCCUGGUCAUCUCCGCAGAGUCACGAGAUUAGUGGAAGAGAGGAGUUUGAGAAAGUUUACCAGCAAAGGGAGAAGGAGUUUGAAGGAAAAGAGCAAAUUCCAUGUCCAGACUACUGGGGUGGUGUGAGGGUUGUUCCCUUGGAGAUUGAGUUCUGGCAAGGUCGUCCCAGUAGGCUUCAUGAUCGGAUUGUUUUCAGGAGAGAGACAGUGCAAAGCGAGUGGAAGGUUUUGAGAAUUGCUCCAUAA